GUUUCUGUACAGCACAGCGAUACGUGAGGCGUCCUCGAAGACGGCUUGUUCUUGGCGUUGGGUGUCGACGCCUGUGACUCGAAUUGAAGCUUAGUGGAAUUGCAUGGCUGGUGUUUGGUCUUGAUUGAUUCGUUGCAUUGCCGGUGUUUUGUGUAGCUCUGUCUUUGUUGUCAUCCCCCUUCAAACUCUCUCAUCAUGCGCGAGGCCAACUUUAGCAUCCCGAGCGCGAACAAGGCCUCGGUAGGCAUCACCCCUGCCCUGUAUGACCGCCGCGCUCUCGACUGUACCUCAACUCUUCCCUUGAUCAACUCCCUCAACAACCUCACCUACCUCACUACGUCAUCCGCACGCAUCCGCGACAUCCUCACAGUAGACGGUGGCGUUGAACGCCUGGUCUGCAUCUUGAAAGAAGGCAGGAGCAAAGAUGCCAUGGAGAGCUGGAAAUGGAACCUGGCCUUCCAGUGUGUCUUCAACAUUGGUGUUAGAGGCUCUGAAGCGGUACGAACCCGCGUCGUAGAAGCCGACAUGGUCCCCGUAGUGGCCACUCUCCUCGACAACUACAUUCGCGCCAUGGAGAAGCUCAAGAAGCGAGCCGACGAGGACGCCAGACGCACUUCGGCCAACUUCAACCCCUACCCCGCUCUCCAGAGCCCUACACGCUCAAGCCGAUCACCUUACCAGUCUAGGUCAGAACGCACUCCCAGAAGAUCGGUCCCUCCACCGAUCGACAUCUCUACUGAUGAUCAGCCCAUGGCCGAUCAACAACAACCACCGCUUCGUAACACCAGACUCGACUUUGGUCGUCACACCCCGAUGCACGACGUCCGUCCGCAGUCCUCUCCACAGAUCCGUUCAGAACAAGCUUCCCGUCAGACUCUACGACCAGUUCGUGAUGCAGAUCGUCUACCAUCGAUGCUGCCUAACCUGAAUGCCGAGCUGAGCUCGCAACCCCAGUCACCUACCACUCCUAGUGCAACAGCGCCGACUAGCCCUCGCUCCGCCCUAGGCCUUGGACGCAGAAGACCAUCCAUCCGUCAUCAGCUAUCCAUCUCUGGUAAUUGGGAGGAUGAGCAAAGCGAUGAUGCUGUUCAGGACACUUCGGACACCGCUGAGACAUCGCCCGAGCCAAUGGUCGACAUUCAGAACGACAUCUCCAUGCAGGACAUUGUUCACGAUGAGACCAUGCUCGAGGGAAGCGUCACUCCCGUAGCUCUGAGCGUACCCACCGUCGAUGUGUCGGAUUCGGAUUCAUUCAUCACCCACACCUCGGUGCAAGAUGGCAGCACCAACAACAACCAGACACCCACACAAACCCAGCCUGGCUUCGCACCUCCCCAGCAGCUUCCUUCUGUCGAUAUUGUUAACGCUACCCCACCAGCACUCAUGGCUCCCCGUGCUGGUGUACCCUUCGUCUCGGCCCCAGCUCCUCUUGCCGCCGCCCUUCCCCGUGACGAAGACGUCAUCAUGUCUCUCCAACUGCUCGCCUAUGUUUCGAAAUACUGCAAUCUUCGUUCAUACUUCCAGGCUUCACACCUUGUCCCCCGCCUCAAUAUCGAUGCCGAGCUAAAGACAUUGGAUGUUGACUACGACCCAUCCGUGCCUUUCACCGGACCCUCUCAAGAAGAGCUCGAAGAGGCGUGGGACAAUGAGUUUGUCGAACAACCUGCUUACAACAUCUUCCCUUUGAUCGAGAAGUUUACUGUACGAUGUUCGAGCUCCCGUCAAUCUCUCUUGCCGACAUCGGCGCAGCAGAGCGAGACGAUGCAAUAUUGGGCAGGUGUUGUCAUGCGCAACCUUUGCCGCAAGGAUGAAAGCCGUGGCGGAAUUCGUCAAUGUGCAUACUGGAAAUGUGGAAAAUGGGAAGAAUACACACGGCAAUUUGCCAAAUGCAGACGCUGCCGACGGACCAAGUACUGCAGCAAAGAGUGCCAAAAAGGUGCUUGGGGCAGUCACAGAUUCUGGUGUGUAGCAGCUGAGGAGGGCAAAGAAGGAGAGAACUCCCGGCAUCAUCACCACCAUUCGCACUCGCAUUCGCAUUCGCACCAGCGGUCCCACCACCACAACCAGGGCGAAGGAGCAACAACAGCAACAGCAGCGGCAGCAGCAGCUCCGGCAGCAAGAGGCGAGGCAUCACGCUCACGAGCACAUCAUUCUUGAAGUUGAUUACGAAAGGGGAUUUACACAGCAUAUGUUUUUUUCAACUUUCCUCGGCAACGAUAUCCAUUUUUUGGCCGAUUGGAAAGAGUUAGGGUAGUUAGGGAGGCAAAGAUUGAGCAGCAGCUUCGGCAUGGGCAAUAGAGCGCCUGGCCAUUUAACGAACCAUUGCGUAGGCGUUGUGGAGGACAUUUGCGAUAGUCUCUGGACAAGGCGUUUCUUAUAUGGGAAGAGGAAGCACUGAUUGUUACUCGGGCAGUACGAUAUUUGACUAUUAUUUACUUGUCACAAACCCGAAAUCUUGUGUCUUUGUGUGACUGUGGUUUGUUGGCGUGCUUUGUGAAGCAGG
Molecule: messenger RNA, 2503 nt
Organism: Aureobasidium pullulans EXF-150
Lineage: Eukaryota; Fungi; Ascomycota; Dothideomycetes; Dothideales; Saccotheciaceae
Exons: 2
Coding region: 196-2157 (653 amino acids)
Biological process (GO): establishment or maintenance of cell polarity; ubiquitin-dependent protein catabolic process
Cellular component (GO): MUB1-RAD6-UBR2 ubiquitin ligase complex
Source: RefSeq, a predicted model, not a curated record